CAGGCCUGUUUGCUCCUCGUCGGCUUCAGUAAAUUUCGGGAAACAUCAUUUCUGCGAGCGCUUUUUAUUUAUUUUUGUAAUUUAUUCCCUCAUUAUAAGCUUUAGAAAUGUUUUCUUUGACGCGUAAACUCGGAUCACUUAAGCCCUGUUAUGAUAGUCUCCUAAGCAGCACAGCGUUGCAGUCUCUUUGCCGAUCUGUGUCAAUGAGGGCCACUAUAUGGACAGGCCAAGAGAAACUUGAAGAUGAUGACCCUGAAAUGUACAACUUGAUUCAACAGGAAAAGGAUCGUCAAGUGAGGGGGCUGGAACUCAUUGCCUCUGAGAACUUCUGCAGUCGUGCUGCCCUCGAGGCCAUGGGAUCUUGUUUAAACAACAAGUAUUCUGAAGGAUACCCUGGUCAAAGAUAUUAUGGAGGAACACAGAUAAUUGAUAAAAUUGAGCUGCUUGUUCAGAAGAGAGCACUUGAAGCCUUUAAUCUGGAUCCAAAAGAGUGGGGUGUGAAUGUUCAACCAUACUCAGGGUCACCUGCUAAUUUUGCUGCAUACACUGGUCUUUUGAAGCCACAUGACAGAAUAAUGGGGCUUGAUUUGCCCCAUGGGGGACAUUUAACUCAUGGCUUCAUGACUGAUACCAAGAGGAUUUCAGCAACUUCAAUCUAUUUUGAGUCAAUGCCAUACAGGCUUAAUGAAGAGACAGGCUUAAUAGACUAUGACAAAUUAGAAGAAACUGCUCGUCUUUUCCGUCCUAAACUGAUCAUCGCAGGAGCCAGUGCCUACUCAAGACUUUAUGACUAUGAGCGAAUGAGAGAGAUUGCUGAUGAACAUAAAGCUGUCUUGCUGGCAGAUAUGGCUCAUAUAAGUGGCCUUGUAGCAGCUGGGGUAAGAAAUGAUUGUUUCUCUUUUUUUGCGUGUCAGCUAAGUAUAACAGAGAAAGGGAGAAAUCAGAUUAGAUUUAUGCAAAUGACUAAGGUCCUCAGGAAAUAUGGUGAAGUCCUUGACUUUCAUUCAGACAUUAUGUAUGAUUUUGACAAGAACAUCGACUUUGCAGUGUUUCCAUCUCUCCAGGGAGGGCCACAUAACCAUGCUAUUGCUGGGGUGGGCGUGGCAUUGAAACAGGCAAAAAGCCCAAUGUUUAAAGAGUAUCAGCUUCAGGUUUUAAAGAAUGCCAAAUCAAUGGCUAAAGCUCUGACUGAUUUAGGAUAUUCUAUAGUGUCAGGUGGUACAGACAACCAUCUUCUUCUACUUGAUCUUAGACCAAGGGGUAUUGACGGAGCUCGUGUGGAGAAAGUUCUGGAAAUGGCAUCAAUCACUGCAAACAAAAAUACCUGCCCUGGGGACAAGAGUGCUUUGAAACCUGGAGGACUUAGAUUAGGUGCACCUGCCCUCACUUCCCGUAACUUCAAAGAAGAUGACUUUGUGAAGGUUAUAGAGUAUUUGGACCGAGGAGUGAAGAUUGCAGUUGAGGCACAAAGUGCAACAGGUGAUGCCAUGAAGGACUUUCUUUCACAUAUUGAAUCUAACCCAGAAACAAAGGCAAAAAUUGACUCUCUCAGAGCAGAUGUGGAGAGUUUUGCAAGAGGUUUCACAAUGCCUGGAUUUGAAAGUCGCUGAUUUGAGAGGCAGUGGAUAACAAGAAUGAGUCUUGAUUAAUGGUCUCCAAUCUUCAAGGACCAAAACUUUCACUCAGUGGAGAGCUUGCUGAAAUGAGGGAAUUUACUAUUACUGAAAAUCUUGAUAAAAGAAAUGAAUUCUUCAUAGAGAGAUACUUGUGAAUUUUUGAUGACUGGCCAAGGGAACUUAUUACUGCUGCAUUGCAGGAGAAGUCAAACAGCUUGAAAAACCUAAACGGCCGAACAAUAUGCUUACAUAUGAAUGCAUUUUAAGAUGACUAUAUUCAAACAUUUUGGUUGGUUUCAUUCAAAGAUAGUGGAGCGAAAUUUUUAUCUAUAAAAGGAUGAGUUGGAAACUCUCAUUCCUUUUUUCUAGCCAAUGUUUUCAUUGAUGCAGUGGCAUCUUGAUAAAAGUCAAAACUACCAGCUGCUCGUACACAAGUGGUGUGGAGGAGUAACCAGGUGAACAAGUUAGUGCCAAAGUCUUGACAAUUUCUUGCAUGUUGCUUUUUGUUUGAUCAGAAUUGGUAACAUUUGGGAAUGUCUUAGAUUUAUCAUUCGUUAUAAGCAUGCAAAAACGUUUCAAAGGUACAACAGAUAUCUAUGAACACAAUAUAUUUUCAGUCUAAUAUACAGCUUAAUCUGAAUUUGAGAUUAAAUAUUGGAAUAGUG
Messenger RNA from Pocillopora damicornis (cauliflower coral), 2281 nucleotides. RefSeq names its product serine hydroxymethyltransferase, mitochondrial. Gene Ontology annotation, biological process: tetrahydrofolate interconversion. NCBI's taxonomy places the organism in Eukaryota, Metazoa, Cnidaria, Anthozoa, Scleractinia, Pocilloporidae. Gene Ontology annotation, molecular function: pyridoxal phosphate binding; glycine hydroxymethyltransferase activity. Gene Ontology annotation, cellular component: cytoplasm; mitochondrion. The record is from RefSeq and is a predicted model, not a curated record.